AUGGCCAGAGCAAUUCAUGCAAAAGAGCUCAUGCUACAGGAGAAGCUGUGGAGCGUAGAGGAAAAAAUAAGACAAAAAAUCCAGAGAGACACUGCUGCACGUGGUGACCAAAAGAGUGAGGAGCAGAGACACAAGAGGGGACAAGCAGAGAGGGGAAACACUCAGACCCAAAACAGGCUGUCCGAGCAGCAGAGGAGAGAACCAUUGAGAGGAAGAGAAAUGAAGAGCAGACCAGAGGAGCCGAGACAGGAGGAUAGCACAGAUUCCAGCCUCCAGCUCCGUCCUUGCAAAAUUUGCAACAGAAAGUUUGCAAGCGAGAGAUUACACAAGCAUGUCCAAGUCUGUGAAAAGGUGAACCAGUCACAUCGUGAAGUCUUCAACACCUAUCGUAACAGGACCAAAGGAUCUGCCAUAGAGGAGUUCUGGAAAACCCACAGCAAGAGUCCAGAGGUUUUAAAGAAAAAUAAUCAUACAAGGAUUCUGCAUGAAGGCCGACUCCCAGCUGGAACAUCACAGACAAAAUGGUCCAAGUGA
Anoplopoma fimbria (sablefish) is the source of this 534-nucleotide messenger RNA. Its product is annotated as zinc finger C2HC domain-containing protein 1C-like. The transcript is spliced from 3 exons. The record is from RefSeq and is a predicted model, not a curated record. NCBI's taxonomy places the organism in Eukaryota, Metazoa, Chordata, Actinopteri, Perciformes, Anoplopomatidae. Bases 1 to 534 code for a protein of 177 amino acids.